UUCCGUGGAUCUAGCCUUGAUUAUAAAAAAUAUUUUAAUUUUAAAUUGCAAAUUAAGCAAAUGGACAAACCGCGUCCUUGUGGUUGCAAAGGCCGCAGAAGUUGUUUAAUUUGCGAAGAUAAAUAUAAAAUUACACAAAACUUCGCUUAUUUAGAGAAAAGUAGGAAUGCAUUCGUGUACUGUCCCUAUUGCAAUGCAGCAUGGCCCGGUUGGGACUGCGAGGAUUACAAAUCGCAUCCGAACCACAAAGGCGAACCGUUGGAUUUUCCUGGAAUAUAUAUUGAUUUAGGUUUUCUGAAUGAAAAUGAACACGACAAUGUUAUCACAGGCAUAGAUAGUUUGCCAUGGGAUUUAUCUCAAAGCGGCAGGAGGAAACAAAAUUUCGGUCCAAAAUGUAAUUUCAAGAAACGAAAAUUACAAUUAGGCGAUUUUUGUGGUUUCCCUAAAUUUUCCAAAUUCAUUCAAGAUAAGUUCUAUGAUGUGACUAUAUUAAAAGACUUUCAAACAAUCGAGCAAUGUUCUUUGGAAUAUGAUCCUCUCAGAGGGGCAUCAAUAGAUCCACACAUUGACGAUUGUUGGAUAUGGGGUGAAAGGAUCGUUACAGUGAACCUACUAAGUGAUUCUGUGCUUACUUUGACCUAUAAUAAUAAGCCAAAUAAGUAUAAUUUAGAAUGUGUUUCACUUUAUAACAAAGUUUUAGAUGCAAAAGGAAUGGUAAAUAGUGUUAGUGAAUGUUACAAAGUCAGACCCAUGCAAAUGGACGUAAAUUAUCCCAUUGUAAGGGUACCUAUGCCUAAAUUUAGUUUGCUUGUUAUGUUUGAUUCCGCAAGAUACGAUUGGGAGCAUCAAAUUCUAAGGGAAGAUAUUCGAGAACGUAGAGUAUGUUUAGCCUAUCGGGAGUUCACUCCUCUAUAUUUAAUGGGAGGCCCUUAUUGUUCCAAGAGCAAAGGGAUUUUUGAUGAAGCAAAAAAAUUCUGGUGAACAGCUCUGUGUACAUUUUGUAAUUUGUAAUUUUGUUGACUAAUGAGAUAUAUGUGGUAAUAUAUGA
Messenger RNA from Cylas formicarius (sweet potato weevil), 1048 nucleotides. RefSeq names its product alpha-ketoglutarate-dependent dioxygenase alkB homolog 4. NCBI's taxonomy places the organism in Eukaryota, Metazoa, Arthropoda, Insecta, Coleoptera, Brentidae. The record is from RefSeq and is a predicted model, not a curated record. Gene Ontology annotation, molecular function: demethylase activity; oxidoreductase activity. Gene Ontology annotation, biological process: oxidative demethylation. Bases 61 to 981 code for a protein of 306 amino acids. The transcript has a single exon.